Molecule: messenger RNA, 1761 nt
Organism: Xyrichtys novacula (pearly razorfish)
Lineage: Eukaryota; Metazoa; Chordata; Actinopteri; Labriformes; Labridae
Source: the annotation of a GenBank genome assembly
AUGCAGGAAAGAAGAGCCUUGGCAUCACUGCAAAAAGAUGAAAACAUCACCAUCCUGCCUGCAGAUAAGGGGAGAUGCACUGUGGUACUCAACACCAGGGAUUACCACGACAAGGUAACAAGUCUUCUCAGUGACACUGCCACCUAUGAAACUCUAAAACGGGAUCCCACCAACAGCUACAAAAAGAAAGUUAUCAGUGCACUUCAACAGCUCGAAAAGGAUGGAGUUAUCGACCGCCCACUCUAUUACCGGCUGUACCCAGGGGAAGCUGUCCCGUGCAUUUAUGGAUUACCAAAAAUACACAAGGAAGGGGCGCCCCUUAGACCCAUUAUCAGCACCAUUAACUCAGUCACAUACAAAGUGGCAAAACAUUUGGUCACCAUCCUAGCUCCUCUUGUCGGCCACACCACUCACCACAUCAGAAACUCACAGGACUUUGCCGAGAAAAUCAAGGACAUCAGGUUGGACCCAGAUGAAACCAUGGUUUCCUAUGAUGUCACAUCACUUUUCACAAGUAUUCCAACAACAGAGGCAGUCCAAGCAGUAAGACAACGCCUCUUACAGGACAGCACACUGGAAGUCAGAACCAACUUAACCCCUGACCACAUCUGCUCCUUAUUGGACAUCUGCCUCAGCCCCACCUAUUUCCAGUUCAGAGAGCGCCAUUACAGACAGAAACACGGAUGCGCGAUGGGCUCCCCGGUUUCUCCAAUAGUGGCUAACCUGUACAUGGAAGAGGUAGAGAGGAAGGCCCUAACCUCCUUCAAGGGAGCCACUCCUAGCCACUGGUUCAGAUAUGUGGAUGACACCUGGGUUAAGAUCAAAACACAUGAAGUAGAGGCCUUAACCGACCAUAUCAACACAGUGGACAGCAACAUCAAGUUCACCCGUGAAGAUGUCAAGGACAAUGUGUUGGCCUUUUUGGACUGUGCUGUACACUUGGAGGCAGAUGGGUGUCUCAACGUUGAAGUGUACAGGAAACCAACACACACGGAUCAAUAUCUACUUUUUGAUUCCCACCAUCCUCUGCAGCACAAACUGGGUGUCAUCAGAACACUCAACCACCGGGCUGAGAAUAUUCCCACGAAGAAAGAAGGUAAGGAAAAGGAACAGAAGCACAUCAAAAAUGCCCUGACAACCUGUGGAUACCCCAAGUGGGCCUUUGUGAAGAACAGAAAGAGAAAUAACACUGAACAGGAAAGGGAGGAGAGACGCAAGAGCACUGUAAUCCCUUACGUUGCAGGCCUGUCGGAAAAACUCAAGAGGAUCUUUGGCAAACACCACAUUCCUGUUCAUUUCAAGCCUGGUAACACACUAAGGCAGAAGCUAGUCCAUCCCAAGGACAAAACACCGAGACAUAAACAGAGUAACGUGGUAUAUGCUGUCCAGUGCAGCGAGGAAUGCUCGGACCUGUACAUUGGGGAAACUAAACAACCGCUUCACAAGCGCAUGGCUCAACACAGGAGAGCCACUUCCUCAGGUCAGGACUCAGCUGUCCACCUGCACUUGAAGGAUACGGGUCACUCUUUUGAGGACAGCAAUGUACAGGUGUUGGCUCGAGAAGACAGAUGGUUUGAAAGAGGAGUUAAAGAAGCCAUCUUUACCAGGCUGGAGAAACCUUCUCCGAACAGAGGGGGUGGACUCAGGCACAAUCUCUCUGGCACUUACAAUGCAGUUCUCAGCUCUCUCCCCAGGAAGCUCCACAAACAUUCACACCUGGAACCACAUGACCGAGGUGGCAUGAGUCAUGUGGUCACAUGA